This is a messenger RNA of Ostrea edulis (European flat oyster), 1248 nucleotides long. RefSeq lists its product as uncharacterized. The transcript has 4 exons. The coding region runs from base 268 to 795 and encodes 175 amino acids. Lineage: Eukaryota; Metazoa; Mollusca; Bivalvia; Ostreida; Ostreidae. The record is from RefSeq and is a predicted model, not a curated record.
AGUUUUCAGAUGAAAAAACAACCUGCAUUAUUCCCAACAGGCAAACUUGCAUGUUUUGCUGGAAACGGUAGCAUAAUUACAAUACUCAGUGUUGUGUAAGUGCACAUUGAAUGGAUUAUAAUUGCGUUUAGAAUGUUACACAUUGACAAUUUAUGAUUCCCCUGAGGGACCCCGCCCCCUUGACAAGCUAAUCAACAAACAGCAUUGUAUUGUUCAGUGGUCGUUUAUUUUAGAUGUCUCUCUUCAUUUACCUGAUAGUUUACAGAAAUGACAGUCAUGUUUCGGCGAUCGGUUUUGGGACUUUACAAAAACCACUUAUUUCUAUGUAUCUGUGGACUUUUUAUAUCAGGUUGCCGUGGUAAACGGUCCUACAGUUGCUAUGAAUGCAAUUACCUAAUUAACUCAGAGGGUGACUACAACUGCGUGACCAGUCCGUGGAACGUGACCAGCGGAGUGGGCAUAAGGGAGUGCGUUGGAAAUGGGAAAACGUGUGUAACAAAAACCGUUUAUACUAAAGACAGAACCCGGAUAUACCAGAUGUACAGGAAGUGUACCGUUCCGGAUACUUUCGAUUGUGGUAUAGCCUGCUGUGUGGAGGACAGCGCCCAUGAUUACACGUGCCAAAGUUACUGUCGAAAUAACUUGUGCAAUGACUCUGAUGAAAGCGCCCGAUUGAUCCUGAGCCAAGCACAUCAGAAACCUCCCGGAAGUAGGGCCGCAAACAUCAUACACAAGUUCAUUCGAAUGACAGUUUAUGUAAAGAGAAAUUAUCGUUUUGCACCAUGCAUGCAGUGAGCACAAUUUUUGUGAUAUUGGAUUAAUUUGUAAGAAGCAUGGAGGAAUUUUGAACAACAUUAACAUUCUUAUAUAACGCAGGUUCCUAAUGCUUUUGUCUUUUAUGAUGUCUUUUUACGACACAGAAUUGUAUCAACAUGUCUGUCGUUACUCUGAUAUGAUAUUGUAGAUUUCAUAUUUUAAUCGAGUCUUUUAUUUGACGCAUGUCAACGUCAAUUCGCGAGAACGUAGAAUAUCUCGUGUUACACUCUGAAAAUUUAUUUCUAUAUAAACUAAUGGUCAAAAAUGAGAGCGAGAGAGCGAGAGAUGCUUUUCAUGCAUUAAUGAGAAUAUUGAUUACUUGCGUAAAAUAAGAAAUCUACAGUACUUUCCAAGCUGUUUGUUUACUAGCCGUAGGCAGGAGUAACUCGUCAUGGAAUGUGUUGAAAAUGAAAUCAGAAAAUGGCAGAGAAC